AUGAAACCCCUCAUCACAGACAAUGACGUAUUGAAGAUGAAGGAAGAAGAAGGACGAAGGAGAGGAACUCCCAAUCGUGAAGCUCUCAGUCCUCAAGAAAGUGGAGCUGAGUUUGAAAGGAUACUCGAUGAUUGAGCCAUGGAGCAGCAAAGGCGAAGUGAAUGGCGAGCAGCUCGUUUGAGAAGUUUGGAUCAGGAACGAGCGGAAGCAGAUGCCAUCAUGGAUCGUUUACAACUCAUCUCAUUACCUGCUAUUGGUGAGGAUAUAUGUGUUCCUCCUUCGGAGAGGAUACUAAGUAACGACAUAUCAGUUGAAAGAAGUAUGGUUGUUGAUGCGGUGACUGGUGAACGUACAGUUACGGUUGUUGAGAAAAGUGUCACCAAAAGAGAGAUUGAUGUUGCACUUGCUGGUGGAGAAAUUGAUUAUGCCGACAAAUGA
Molecule: messenger RNA, 438 nt
Organism: Strongylus vulgaris
Lineage: Eukaryota; Metazoa; Nematoda; Chromadorea; Rhabditida; Strongylidae
Source: the annotation of a GenBank genome assembly